UUCUUAUUGGCCAACUAUAUUCAAACUAGGAAACUUAAAGCCGGACCUAAGCUUCUCGCGAAACUAUAUAUACACCUUUUACAAAAGGAAAAAAACAACUAAAAAGUUAGUCAUGGAGAGACAAACGAUGUAUAUGUUAGCAGUUCUUGUUUUACUGAGCGUACAACAAUCCUAUUCAGUGGAGACAUAUAGCUUAAGCUAUAACUAUUUUGAUGAAAUGGCACAAUCAUAUUGCGCCUCUAAGGGAUCCGGAUGGGUGUUUGCUAUAAGGAGGGAUUGUGAGAAGGCCCCUAGGUGCGAAGAGAUGUGUAAUAACGCAAAGCAUGAAAUACUCCAGUCCAUUGGCAACCAACGUAAUAGUGUAUCGUGUUUUGAUGCAUUCCACAUAGCGAAACGUCAUCCUGUACUAAAGGCCAACCCUUCUAAACAACCGGAUUCUGGGAAAUUGAAUCUUUCGACACAUGGUUAUGGUUCCAACGGAUGUACGUGGAGACCUAAUCACUGCGGACCUAACUACUGUUGCUGUAAAGCGUAUUAAAAAGUUGCAAGUGCGUUUAAAAAAAUAUUGAGAACAGAUAUUCCUAAACGUUUAUGUGAACUCAUAUACCUUGUUUCAAAUAUGAAAAAGUAACUGUGAUAAGUCAGUCACUACGAUUCGAGUCUACAAACCGUGAAAAGAUAUUCAAGAUAUUGCAUUUCUGUGUUUGAAUUAAUUAGGUAGAAUCUGUAACAUCGUUUAUACUAUUUUUUGAUGAACCUUUUGCCAUACACUUUGUUGAAUAAAUUUACAAGUGACUGUAAGUGAUCACAAACACUUCAUGGGUUUUGUUUUUUUUUUUUUUUCAAUGUGUUGUAAUAACAGCAAUUAUAUUGUAUAUAUUUUUGAAAUAUUUUUCCAAAGACAGGGUAGCGGUGGGGGAACGCUAAAUGAUACAACUUCUCUAAAUGAUACAACUGACGUUAAAUGAUACAAAACUGACGCCAAAUGAUACAACCAACGCUAAAUGAUAUAAAAUCGAGGCUCGCUAAAAGAUACAAAACUAACGCUAAAUGAUACAUUUUUUUAGGCUCGCUAAAAGCUACAAACCGUUGACGCUAAAAGAUACAAAUUUUCUAUAGAGGUAUAUGGAGAAUUUCUACAUUUGUUGACGAUUUCACGAAAUUAUUAUCUUAUUUCAUGCAGAACUUGUCACACGAAAAUUUGAAUAUAGAUUAAUAUGUUUCCUAUUAAAUAAACAUAUACAUGCUCCCAAUUGUAUUUUCCUGGAGUGCUCGCCAGUGUAUAUAAAUGAUGAACGAAGUGGCAUGUAUUCGGUCUUUAUACAAUCUCUACGCCAUUAUUAAUACUUUUAGUGGUAUAAAUUGGAAUCAGUGGUACAUUUGUAAUGCUGAAAAUCCUUCUGAGUUUCAAACGUAGCCCUGCCGUAGUAACAUAUGCAAAAUGAAUACACAUUAAAACAAAUAUGUUAUAUUUCAUGUUAUUGACACUGUUAUGACAACAAUUCAAACUUAUUUUUAGUUUUGCAAAUUACCCGCUCCGAUUGUGUAUUUUUGUUUUACAUGGUUUUAAUAAUUCAGCUGCGAUUUUAAAUUUGCACGCCGAAAUGUCCGCAGGGUACUGCCUACUGUUAUUGUACUGUUACCAGUUGCGAAUAUACUCCAUUUGGAGGGAGGCAAGUACUGAAGAUGAUGUUGAUGAUGGUGUACUUUCAUAGUUUGUUGUUUGACAUUCCAGAUGAUGACAUAGACUACUUGUGUAUUGAUGUAAAGGGUAGUUGGAAACAUUAAAAGAAACAAUACAA
Mercenaria mercenaria is the source of this 1802-nucleotide messenger RNA. RefSeq lists its product as uncharacterized. The coding region runs from base 113 to 538 and encodes 141 amino acids. The transcript has 3 exons. The record is from RefSeq and is a predicted model, not a curated record. NCBI's taxonomy places the organism in Eukaryota, Metazoa, Mollusca, Bivalvia, Venerida, Veneridae.